AUGGCUAUUAGAGAUCAGGGUAAAGUUUGCCCGCCGCCGGAGGAAGAAAUUACGAACACGGCGACAUCAGUACAGGCAGUGGAAGAGCUAUUGAAAUAUCGAUUUAAGAAUACGAAACUUCUAGAAGAAGCUCUUACUCACUCUUCCUGUCCUAAUUUAAUUACUAAUUACCAGCGGCUAGCAUUCGUCGGCGAUGCCGCUCUUGGGUUAGCUAUUUCCAGUUAUUUCUUCAUGACUUACCCUGAUGUUGACUGUGGUAAGCUCACUGACCUUCGUUCUGCCAAUGUAAGUACGGAAAAGCUUGCUAGAGUUGCCGUCCGGCACGGCCUCUACAAGUACCUCCGCUGCGAUUCGGCAAUCCUCGAUGAAAAGGUGAAGGAAUUUGUGAUAACAGUGCAACAGGAGGAGGAGAUGGAGUUCUAUGGAGGAAUGAUAAAAGCACCAAAGGUUCUUGCAGACAUUGUGGAGUCGGUAAUGGGGGCUGUAUAUUUGGAUUGUGGCUUUGAUGUGAAUGCUGUCUGGGUGAUCUUCAGAGGCCUACUAGAGCCUAUUAUUAUGCUGAAUGCGUUGGAAGAACAACCACGGCCUGUAACAAUGUUGUUUGGACUUUGCAAAAAGGAUGGAAAACAAGUUGAUGUAGAACAUCGGAAAGAGGGAGAUAAAAACAUAGCUAGCGUCUAUCUUGAUGGACAAUUUAUUGCAUCAGCUUCGUCUGAGCACAAAGAAAAUGCAAAGCUUCAAGUGGCAAAAGCUGCUCUAAAAGAGUUGUUCUAUAACCCUUGUGAUAAGAUGGAUGUUGAAUUUGUUCCAUUCCAGAGAAAAAAGAGGGAUGUUGAAUCUAUAACAUUUCAGAAAAAAAAGAUGGAUGUUGAAUCUAUAACAUUUCAGAAAAAAAAGAUGGAUGUUGAAUUUGACCCAACAAAAGAGUGUGAAGGAGCAAAGCAGAAGCUGAACGGGCUUUGCCAGAGAGAGAAAUGGCCCAAACCAACUUACAGAGUAGAGAAAGAGAUAGGUCCUGCUCAUGAUAGGAGGUUUAUAUGCUCUGUGCAAAUUAUAAUUGCUGAAGGCAUGCUUUUUGUGAUGGGGGAUGAAAAGUCAGGAGUAAAAGAUGCAGAGAAUUCUGCAGCUUUAGCAACUAUCCGAAGUUUGCAGGAAUCAAAGUUCAGUUGAUUUAUACAUAGUUCCACAUUCCAAUUCCAGGAUGAAGCAGGUAGCAGGGUUCGUUUCAACUUGGAAAUAUAUCUUACUCAGGUUCUCUCUUGAUUCAUGCAAUAAUCAUAUUUCGUGCAAUAAUCUCAUUAACCACCGAUGUAUGACUUUUUCAUUCUUUAACAAAUACCAUAUAGAAAAAAUGAACCUUGGGCCUAGAGCAACCCCAAAGGUAGGU
Molecule: messenger RNA, 1387 nt
Organism: Solanum verrucosum
Lineage: Eukaryota; Viridiplantae; Streptophyta; Magnoliopsida; Solanales; Solanaceae
Product: ribonuclease 3-like protein 2
Exons: 5
Coding region: 1-1170 (389 amino acids)
Biological process (GO): siRNA processing
Cellular component (GO): nucleus; cytoplasm
Molecular function (GO): ribonuclease III activity; RNA binding
Source: RefSeq, a predicted model, not a curated record